Messenger RNA from Mytilus trossulus (common blue mussel), 667 nucleotides. RefSeq lists its product as uncharacterized. The record is from RefSeq and is a predicted model, not a curated record. The transcript has 5 exons. Bases 32 to 667 code for a protein of 211 amino acids. NCBI's taxonomy places the organism in Eukaryota, Metazoa, Mollusca, Bivalvia, Mytilida, Mytilidae.
UCCUGGUUGAUGUAAAUUUGUUGUUUAUACAAUGACAACUAUGCUGCAGUCGCUGUUCGUUUUUCACGUUGGAAUUGUAUUUCUUUGCAUAGUUACAGAUACCAGAGGACAGCAGAGUGUAUUUGCAACAAAUGAAACAUAUGAGUGGUUAAAUGCAAAGCAAAGGUGUACACUCUUAAAAGAUGAAAAGAGCAUUGCGUCCUCGAAUUUCUCUACAACUCUUGGAUGGACGAAUUUUUCUGCGAAAUAUUUGCCAUGGGUAGAGUAUAAAGGGUGUUUCAAGAUCUGGAGAACAGUAAACAAUUUCCAAGAAAAACAGGUUACAGAAGGAGAACAGCUUCAAGAAUGUAUGGUACAUUGCAAUACAUCUAAAUUAUUUGGUUUACAGAAUUCAACCUGUAUAUGUAUAUUUACUUCCAAUCUAACUGAGCUAUUUGAGUUAUCGUGUGAUAAAAAUGUGGCAACAUGUUCGGGAGAUCCUUUUGCAUUUUGUGGCACUGAAGGCAGGAGAGGUUACUUUUCUAUGUAUCAAAUAGUUAACAUUGACCGCGAACCUCGAUACAAACAUGGUCAUAUAGGAAACUGUUUGGAGAUGGAUACACAUUGGAAUUUUAAAGCAAAUAAAUGUUUAACACAAUCGAUUCCGUUGUGUUACGAUGGUAAGUAA